GCCUCAGACAGCAGAUCUGGGCUAUUCUCGGCUACAGGAGCGGCUGCUCCAAUGCCCCAGAGCGGCCAUGGGCGCCCCGCACUGGUGGGACCAGCUGCAGGCUGGUAGCUCGGAGGUGGACUGGUGCGAGGACAACUACACCAUCGUGCCUGCCAUCGCCGAGUUCUACAAUACGAUCAGCAACGUCUUGUUUUUCAUUUUACCGCCCAUCUGCAUGUGCUUGUUUCGUCAGUAUGCCACAUGCUUCAACAGUGGCAUCUAUUUAAUAUGGACUCUCCUAGUAGUAGUUGGAAUUGGAUCUGUCUAUUUCCAUGCAACCCUAAGUUUCCUGGGUCAGAUGCUCGAUGAGCUUGCAAUCCUUUGGGUUCUGAUGUGUGCUCUGGCCAUGUGGUUCCCCCGAAGGUAUCUGCCAAAGAUCUUUAGGAAUGACAGGGGCAGAUUCAAGGCGGUGGUCUGUGUCCUGUCUGUGGUUACAACAUGCCUGGCGUUUGUCAAGCCCGCCAUCAACAACAUCUCUCUGAUGACUCUGGGGGUUCCUUGUACUGCGCUGCUCAUCGCAGAGCUGAAGAGGUGUGACAAUGUACGUGUGUUUAAGCUGGGCCUCUUCUCGGGCCUGUGGUGGACCCUCGCCCUCUUCUGCUGGAUCAGUGACCGGGCCUUCUGUGAGCUGUUAUCAUCCUUCCACUUCCCCUACCUGCACUGCGUGUGGCAUAUCCUCAUCUGCCUUGCUGCCUAUCUGGGUUGUGUGUGCUUCGCCUACUUCGAUGCCGCCUCAGAGAUCCCUGAGCAAGGGCCGGUCAUCAAGUUCUGGCCCAGUGAGAAAUGGGCCUUCAUCGGCGUCCCCUAUGUGUCCCUCCUGUGUGCCAGCAAGAAGUCACCAGUCAAGAUCACAUGAUGUCAAGGCAGUGGCUGGCUUCUCUGCUUGUUUUCCUUCACACACUGGGCUUCGUUUGCUAGCAAGGGCAGCCAAGAGGGUUCUAAGAAUUGGUGUAGGGUGUAUCUUUUAAAAAUUAUGUUCCCUUGGGCUCUAACUAGUGUGUGUCUGGACUGCUAGGGUCCCACUGUGCCCCGGGAGAAGACGGGAAGCAGAGGGCAUAGGGACACUAGGUGAACUUUCUCAGCGUCACUUCCAGAUGCACUGGUGUGUUGGGCUUCAUUCUUCAUGGUGGUGGCAGAGCAGUCCCUUGGGGGAUCCAGGGCUACCCAGUGCUUCUUUCUGGAGAAAGCUGGCCUGCUCCAGACGCCACCCUCCCAGGCACUCUUGGAGUGGACUCUUGACAGACCGACUCUCCGACUCUCUAAUGGAAGGUGCCAGAGAUGUUCAUUUGGGGAAACUGUCUUUCAACCAAACCAAACAAAACACACACAGGGCUGUGGCUCCAAAGGCUAGUUUUUCACUUACACCUCUCAACUAACCCUGGUUGCACAUGUACUGUGAGUCCUUUUACUACUACCUCUGCUGAGAGAUGGAGACUUCACUUCAGAGAGGGUGAAGCUAAUGACUAACUCUCUAUGCCAAAAACUGCACUCCACUUUAAGCUGUUCUUGAAGAUGAGCACAACUUAUAAAUGUUGACAUCGUUUCUGCCCGCCUCCUCCAGCCCAGUGGCUUCAAAUACACAGAGAAGAAUAGCUAUGGUGUUAAGAUUCCAUACACAGCCCACCCUCCCUACCGUUUGAUUACCAAAAGGGCUCCAUGAAGUUUUUUCAAACUUUCUCAUUUAAAGUCUCCAGUAUACUAUACUGUUUUGGAAAUUACCUUUAAAGGUCUCACCUCUGACUUUCUCGGAUAAAUCCUGUGGGAAUUAUGCUCCACACUCUCACAGUACAUGGUGCUUCCUGUGGUUUUAUCAGAGCAUUGGCUCACUUUUCUCAGAUAUUGGCAAUAAUCACACACUGAUUGGCUGGUGCAGGGGGGCAAAUCUUGCCUUCUGGGUUUUUCUCACCUGGCUGCAAUGAGUCACUGUGCUCCAAUGACACCAGGACUGUCUUCAGGGCAGCAGAUGGGCAUUACCAACCUCAGGGACUCUCAUUUUAACUCAGGCAUCCUCUGCUUUGUAACAUUCCUGGUUGGGAGAAGGCAGGACAGAUAGGCCAUUCUGUCCUUUUCCUAUGGGUAGGAGUCAUGUCACUGUGUUGAAGGUCUAAGUUUUGGGAGCAGCAGUGUUUGGCAUGUCUAGGAACUCUUCCUCUAGUUAAGAGUUUGCAUAGGAUUCGAAGUGAAAGGCCAAUAUGUAACUGAGUUCAGAGUUUAAAAAGAAUAAUUGUAUUCCACUUGGGUGGUUUUCAAAUUUUACAUGUAACUCACUGGAUUAUUUCCUGUU
This is a messenger RNA of Marmota flaviventris (yellow-bellied marmot), 2323 nucleotides long. RefSeq names its product alkaline ceramidase 2 (gene Acer2). Gene Ontology annotation, molecular function: N-acylsphingosine amidohydrolase activity. The record is from RefSeq and is a predicted model, not a curated record. Gene Ontology annotation, biological process: sphingosine biosynthetic process; ceramide catabolic process. Gene Ontology annotation, cellular component: Golgi membrane. Lineage: Eukaryota; Metazoa; Chordata; Mammalia; Rodentia; Sciuridae.